Messenger RNA from Oncorhynchus keta (chum salmon), 2191 nucleotides. Its product is annotated as trace amine-associated receptor 13c-like. The transcript has a single exon. Gene Ontology annotation, molecular function: trace-amine receptor activity. Lineage: Eukaryota; Metazoa; Chordata; Actinopteri; Salmoniformes; Salmonidae. Gene Ontology annotation, cellular component: membrane. Bases 726 to 1688 code for a protein of 320 amino acids. Gene Ontology annotation, biological process: G protein-coupled receptor signaling pathway. The record is from RefSeq and is a predicted model, not a curated record.
GUGCAUGUGUUUGUUUUGUAUUGUUUAUAAAAGAUCAAAUAAAAAUACAAUUAAAGAAAUAAAAAAUAUUGUCCCCAUGAUGUAACUGAGCCAAAGUCUCCCUCCACUUGAAGAAGUAUGAUGCAUAAUUCAGUUCUUAUGGUCAUUUUAACAAGUCUAUGGAAUGUUUCAAUGGAAUGCCACAAAUGUUGAUUUCAUUUGCAAUAAGUGUGUUCAACAUAAACAUAUGCCGUCAUCAACUUCCCUACUGUCAGCUUUCCUACACACUGGCCAGGUGACAUGUGCCGUGCCGUCAUGUCUCCUGAGGUUCAGGGUUAUGGCCUAAACAGAGCAUGGACAUCAUCAAAACAGUUACUAUAAUACAGCUAUCCUAUUUCUCAUUUAAAAAGCCUUUGGGUGACCAAAACAUCACACAUAAUAUAUUUUCCCGAUAAAAUUCAUAGAAUUUGAGAAAAUGUCCCUUUCUCUCAUAUCUAACUAUCAGGAAGGCUAAAGGACAGACCACAGCAACAUACAAUUAUGUCAUACAUUACAUCAUUUUGUGCUCACUUGUGUAUGUUUUCGUGCUUUUGUGUGCAGAGAGACUCCGGGGAGGGGAGUGGCUGUCAGUAACUCAGGGAUAAAUAUAGAGGCAGAGCUCAGGGUUUGGCAGAAGGCGGACCUGACAGGGUCACACACAGGACCAAGCAGGAGCAGAACCUCAGCAUUUUGACCCUUUAUUACAAAUGGAGGAACACAAGGAUGAUCAAUAUUGUUUUCAAGACAGAAACUCUUCUUGCAGAAAGGCUUUGCUAUCGACAUCUAUCUACAUAACACUGUACAUCUUCUUCUCAUUGAUUUCAGCAGUAACAGCAUUUUUGAACGUACUGGUGAUCAUCUCCAUCUCUCACUUCAAGCAGCUUCACACUCCAACCAACCUGCUCAUCCUCUCUCUGGCUGUGUCAGAUCUCCUGGUGGGACUGAUUGUGAUACCAGUAAUGAUUGUAGCAAUAAUUGAACCAUGCUGGAGUUUUGGGGAAUAUUUCUGUGCGUUUCUUCUCUACAUUAGUUGUUUGUGUACUUCUUUAUCUCUGGGCAGUUUGGUCUUGAUUUCUAUUGACCGCUAUGUUGCUGUGUGUGAUCCCUUAUUGUACCAGUCUAAAAUAACAAUAACAAGAAUCAUGUGUUGUAUAUCCAUUACCUGGUGGUGUUGUAUUAUAUACAAUGCUGCUAUUAUAAAAGACAUUGUAAAUGUACAGGUACCCAGUAGCUGUUUGAAUGAAUGUUAUACUGGUGAAGGAUAUAUGUGGGGCAAUAUAAUUGACUUCGUUAUUACAAUGGUUGUCCCGUGCUCUAUUAUUAUAACACUUUAUUUGAAAAUCUUUGUUGUGGCCAGAUCACAGGCCAGAAAGGUAUAUUCAAAACAGGCUGCCAGUGUGUCUGGUGUUAAAACUGUACAGGCAAAUAAGUCUGAGAGAAAAGCAGCAAAAACUCUAUCUAUUGUUGUUUUCACCUAUCUAAGUUGUUGGAUUCCAUUUCUAUUUUCUUUUUUGUUUCUUUCGUUCUUAAGUGACAAUUUAUUAUCAUUCAUCAUCAGCUUUCUGCCACUUUCUAAUUCCUUAAUUAAUCCAAUAAUUUAUGCUUUAUUUUAUCCAUGGUUCAAAGUGACAGCUAAACAUAUUUUAACUCUGAAGUUAAGGCGUUCAUAGUACCUAUAUUUUUAUUUCCCAGUUUGAAAAACAUAGUUAUGUUACACAAUUGUUCUUUCAUGUGACAAUACACUGACAAUACAGAGAUGAAUGUGGUGUUGAUACAGAAUGAUUUGUCUAGAUUGGACUGGAAUGACUUGGAAAAUGUAUAAGAAGCCAUCAGCUUGUUUUAUAAAAUACAUCGUAGUCAUUUUGGGUUGUACAUUCCAAAAACCAAUGUCCGUUGUUGUUCCAUGUUAUUUAAUGAUAAGUUGUAUAUAAGUAUUCUAAAAGUACAUUUUGAGAACGAGUCAUUAUGUAUGUUGUUUAACAUCCCCCUCUAGUGGCUCGAUUGUUACACAACACCUUUAACACGUGUACUGAAUUUUAUAUGUUCAAUACUGCAUGAUAUCAGAUAACGUCCAGGUCUAUCUCAAUGGCGUAUGUAAGUAGUUGAGGGUAAAAUGCACAAAUAUGCAAUUGUGUACCACUAUAAUGUUCAGUAAUAAACCAUUUGUAAGGCA